AUGAAGUAUCUGGGCCUAACCCUCGACAGCCACUGGACCUUCAGCGCUGGCUUCGAGCGCCUGGCACCGUCUGUUGAGGCGACGGCGAACGCCUUAGGACGUUUGCUGCCUCGACUGGACGGGCCCGAAUUCGGAGUGCGCCGGCUGUACGCUGGUGUGGUACGAUCGAAGCUUCUCUACGGAGCUCCGAUCUGGGCAGAGGACCUGAUGACCAACCGUCGCAAGCUCCUAGUGAUCAGGAGGCUGCACAGGACGGUGGCCAUCAGGGUAGUGAGGGGUUUCCGCACCAUUUCGGCGGCGGCAGCGGCGGUGCUCGCCGGGUUCUCCCCGUUUGAAUUGCAGGCCCUGAGGUGUCGCGAGAUUUACCUCCACACUCGGGGUGUGUCGGGCGGGGUGGGCCCGGAGGACGCCGACUUCAGGGUUCGGGCUCAGCGAGCUUUGCUCGACAGAUGGCGCGCCAGCCUCGACACGAGAGCCCGUGCACCGGGGAUAAGGAUCCUCGGGGCCGUCCUUCCAAACUGGGACGUUUGGUUGAACGGCGGCGGACCUCCUCUGACAUACAGGGUGACGCAGGUGCUCACCGGAUACGGCUGCUUCGGUGAGUAUCUGCACCGAAUCGGGAAGGAGGAGACCGCGCGUUGCCACCACUGCGAUGCGAGCGUGGAUUCGGCGCAACACACGCUGGAAUACUGCCCGGUGUGGGCGCGGCCGCGCCACGACCUCAUUGCGGAAAUCGGAUGGGACCUCUCGCCGCCGACGAUCCUCGAGGCAUUGUUGGUAAGCGAGAGAAGGAGGAGGGCCGUGACCUCCUUCUGUGAGCAAGUUAUGCUUCGAAAAGAGGCCGCGGAGAGAGUGAGGGUGCGGAACUCUCACCCUGAGAGGAUUGACCGGCGAGGGCGCGGCAGAGGCCAUGGACGCGCUUCGGUGAGGCGCGAUAGGUCCGCCGCGCUCCCCGGUGGGGUGCAAACUUAGGCGCUGGCAAUAGCUC
Bombus huntii is the source of this 988-nucleotide messenger RNA. RefSeq lists its product as uncharacterized. Lineage: Eukaryota; Metazoa; Arthropoda; Insecta; Hymenoptera; Apidae. The coding region runs from base 1 to 972 and encodes 323 amino acids. The record is from RefSeq and is a predicted model, not a curated record. The transcript has a single exon.